Molecule: messenger RNA, 2447 nt
Organism: Mustela erminea (ermine)
Lineage: Eukaryota; Metazoa; Chordata; Mammalia; Carnivora; Mustelidae
Product: collagen alpha-1(I) chain-like
Exons: 7
Coding region: 1-1554 (517 amino acids)
Source: RefSeq, a predicted model, not a curated record
AUGGAACGACCCUCAUCUGGUCGACAGCGCGCCACUGCUGGUUCCGACAACGAGGCAGGCACCUCGGGGGCUCGGGGGCGAUGGGAACGCGCCCUCCCUGGCAAGCAGCACAGGCCUGCGCGCGCGGGUCCGCGGGCCGGGCAACCCAGCCUCCCCGCCUCGGCCCAGCGCCUGCGGGGGCUCCCCCGCGCCCAGGGACCCGCACCCGGGCGGAAAGGCGACCCCCGCGUCCGACAUCACGCGCGGCGCCUGCGGCAGCCUUACCCUCCGGCGCGGCCCGAGGAGCCGCCGAGCGGACGCAGGGCGCAGGGCCGGGCGGUGACGCAACCAGGCCUCCUGCAGCACGGCCCGGCCGGGGCACCGCGCGGUGGCCGCGACCCGCAGCGGGCGGUCCGCGGCGGACGCCCACGCCUUCCCCCGCGGGACGCACGCAGGGCGCGCGGGCUGCCCCGGGGCUGCGGAGCGGGCGCAGGCGGUCCCGGCGCGGAGGCGCGGGGCGGCGCGGCCCCGGACCAGCCCCGGGAGCCCCGCGUCCGGCCGCCGUCCGCGCCCAGGGCAGCAGCGCCGGGGGUGCCCAGCCGCCGGGCUCCGGUGGCGCGCGCGCCCGAGCACCCGCGCGCGCCCCCGGGCCCACAGCUCCUUACCGGCUGCGCGGAUCCUCCGGGCCACGGCCCGACCCCAGAGGCUGCCACGGCCGCGGACCCUCCCCGCCCGCCCCACCACGUAGCCGCCGCCGCCGCCGCCGCCGCCGCCGCCGCCGCCGCCGGGAAUCAAUGGCCGGGUCGCCGGGUGCUGACGUCACGGCGCGCCGGGCGUGGGCGGCCCCACGUGACCGCCGCCUCUUUUGUCCGUCCGGCGGCGGCGCGGCUGUCGCUGCUGCUGCCGUCGGGGCUCGCUGGGGCGCGGGUGCGGGGCUGGGGAGGCGGCCGGGGAGUCCGCGGUCGCUCCCGACGCGCUCGGGCCGGGGCCUGGCGCGCUGAGAGGCCCGCGGGCUCCGGAGAGCCGUGGCACAGGGGCCUCGUCCCCGGGCCGGGGCGCUCGGACGGCUCGUUCCGCCGGCGCCCCGCGGCCCGGCUGCCCCGGCAGGAGGCGUCGCUGGACACCCCGUCCGCCGGGCCUCCCCGUCCGACCGCACGCGCCGAGCCCCGCCGGGCUCCGAGCAGGGACGCGGCCGCGGGUUCGCGCGACGCUCUCGUCGCGGCCGCUUUCCCCGCUUCCGCGGCCGGGCGGCGGGGCGGCUGCUCGCCGCUGUCCGCGCCCCGACGUUCGCAGGCGGCUGUCCGGCUCCGCUCCGGCCGCCUCCGCAAGUGCCCGCCGCGGGGACAGCGGGCUCGUUGCUCCCGGCGCUCCGUGUGCUCGCUGGUCACUGCUCGGCCUCGGGGCGCGGCCGGCACAGACGGGGAGCCCGGCUCCACGCGGAGUUCCCGCCGCAGAGUCCCCGCGGGGCUCGUCCCGAGGUCCUGCCGUCGCCACCUGAGCGACGGCCGGAGUCCGGGGCUCCACCGUCAGGGGCCUCGCCGGGGCCGCCUUCCCGGGACCCAGCCCCGCUCGUGAGCGCGAGCACCUCCUGCCGCUACGUCGUUGGGCUUCAUGGGGACCGUGGGGGCGCGGACGCGCACACCCGAGAUGGUUCCUCGCAUUUCUUCCCGGUCUCUCACCCGCUCGCCCGCGGCCGGACGUCUGCGCGGUUUCCGACGGUGCUGCCGUUGGGAACAGGGCCUCUCGGCGCUCCUGCACAGCCACUGCUCCGGGGCGUGAUGCCCGGCGGUGCCACGGCAUUGCUUGUAGUAGACGGUGUUACUGUUCCCUCAAUACCGGCUCCCCUUCUUGGAAGAGGACCAGACAUCCCCACCUACGGUCGUGUGAGGGGCCCCUCGUGUACCCGCCCAGCCUGCAGUCACUGGAGUCCAGAUGGCAUCUACCCGAGCAGAAACCUGAAAAGAUAUCCUGUGUGAUUGCCCUGGCCCUUUUGAUCUUUCUCUCUCCCACAAAGAUGGCAUGUCUGUGCCUGGGGGUCCCAGGACGGAGAGGGCGCGUGGAGGAAAGUCUGACAAUAGACGUCCGUUUGGGUUCUCGGACAGGGAAGGAAGUCGAGCCGGUGAGGUGCGCUCACAGACCAGCUCCACUUAGUGCCACGGGGAUGACUCAGCCUCACGGGACCAGCCUCCAAGCAGCCAUGUGAAGUCUGUCUCAGGAAAGUCUGCCUGGGGAGUACUUUGAAGACACCUUCAAUCACUCAGUAAACUCUCUUGGGUCCAGCACUUAAUGAAAAACUGACCUAGAGAACAGUGGCACCUUACCCAAAUCUUGGAGAGAAGCCGGAUAAAGAGAGAGCCCCGCAGGAGAGGCAGGUCCUAGAGUCAACACACGUAGACUUACGAUAACUAAUUCUUGUGUUCCGGAAAUUAAAUGAUAAGGUGGACAAUUUCAGGAGAGAACAGGAGACU